Molecule: messenger RNA, 2172 nt
Organism: Amoebophrya sp. A120
Lineage: Eukaryota; Dinophyceae; Syndiniales; Amoebophryaceae
Source: the annotation of a GenBank genome assembly
AUGGGUUUGGCAGCAGCCCAUAUGGCAUCAAUGGCUAGCUUGCCCAGCACAGAAGCCGCAUCACCUGCGGUAGACAUUCAGGCGACGGCGACCACUCCCGACAGCACGUUACAGCAGCAGCUCAACAGCCCCAUGAUCGUUGGUGCUCCCGUACAACUAGAACACCAACUAACCGACCUCGCCUUCGCGGUCGAUACCGGCUGGAUAAUCCUCUGCGGUGCUUUGGUGUUCACCAUGCAAGCGGGGUUCACGUUUCUCGAAGCCGGGUUCGUGAAGAAACGCAACAUUCAGUCCAUUCUGAUGAAGAACCUGAUUGACGCCGCCAUGGCCGGGAUCGCGUGGUAUCUGCUCGGGUACGGCAUCGCGUUUGGGGAAGAGUACGACUUUGGAUCGCAGCGCAGCACUGCAGGAGGUGCUUCAGUCUCACCUCCGACGACAUCAAUGACCCUAACCGGGUUUUUCGGCAGCACUCUUUUCCUCCCCUCCAGCCAGGAUUUCGAGCAACAUGGGGGCUCCUACACGGAUUUUUUCUUCCAGUACACCUUUUGCGCCACUGCGGCAACCAUAGUGUCCGGCGGAGUCGCGGAACGGUGCAAGCUGCAGGGCUUUGCCGCGAUCUCGUUUUUGCUAACCUUGCUGUUCUACCCGACGGUGGUUCACUGGACGUGGGGCGGCGGCUGGCUGAAACAGAUCGGGUUCACGGACUUUGCGGGAAGCGGAAUCGUGCACAUGUUCGGCGGGUUUGCGGCCUUGGUUGGCGCAGUUGCGUGCGGACCAAGGCACGGACGGUUCUUUCCGUCGAACGGUUCCGCGGCCGUGCUGGACAAUGCUAAUUCAUCAAGUACUAGACCGGCAGACCAUAGUCUAGGUCAGGAGCUCCUCCAAAGAAAAAUCAGAGGAGGUGUAGGUGGGAGUAAUAGUCAAAGACGUGAUCAUGCUGCAAGUCAAAUCUCUAUCUCCUCUAGAAGUAGCCGUGCUCUCACGACCACAGUGCAACCACCACCAACAGAAGUUGAUGACUUCGCCCCCACAAACAUGCUUUACAUCUGUGUGGGCAGCUUCAUCCUCUGGUUCGGGUGGUACGGCUUCAAUGCAGGCUCGACGAACGGACUCACAAACGGGAAGGCCGUGACUGCCGCCCGCGUCGCGACCAACACGGCGACCGCUGCGGCCUUUGGGACGGUGUCGAGCUUCUUGGUCAAUUUCAUUCGCGUGAAAAAAUUCGACAUCGCGGCCUUCGCCAACGGCAUGCUGGGCGGCCUCGUUGGCAUCACCGCUGGCUGCGCCAGUGUGGAUCUGUGGGACAGCAUGGUGAUCGGGAUCAUAUCAGGUGUCGUUGUGGAGUUCGCUACUGUACUUUUAUUGACACUGGAGAUCGACGACCCCGUCGCUGCUUUUCCGGUGCACGGGGCUUGUGGCAUUUGGGGCCUGCUCGCGGUUGGGCUUUUCGACGAAAAAAAGGGGUUCUUCAAGACUGCAACCGCGAAUACGCCUCCAAGCACCGCUUUACUUCACGCGCAGGUUAUCGGGCUUUUUGCGAUCACCAUUUGGGCGGUGGUGACGUGCGGGCUCACUUUUUAUUUGUUGAAGUUCACGGACAACCUUGUGGUGAGUGCGGAGCACCAGCUUUUUGGCAUCGAUCUGGUGGAAUUCACCCUGGAGAGGCGAAGCACCUUGUCGAAGGAACAUGUGCCGGAAAGAAUGAAAAACUUUCGCAUGGACGAGGACCAUGAUCAAGAUUUAGAUUAUCGAUUUACCGCUAUGACGAGCGAUCAUAGGUCACAACAGCUUCGAACUACGCCUGAGGGCACCGAGCGCAGCACCAGCACGCCGCGAGCGUUAUGGCGUGUGAUAGAGAUGCCGCCAAGGGCUGUGGGACGAGGCCCGGCGGAUAUAGGGGCGAAGGCGACUUUUGUGAAUCUUGAUUUGGGCCGUGGGAGAUCACCAGUCAUGGAUGAAAGGGAGCGGCCGCUGUUGGAGAAAGAAGGGAGGCCAAAGCGCGGGCUGAAUGGGAGUAACAGCGUCAGGACGCCAAUGCAGACACUGCAGCAGGAUUCGAUACCAUCACCCUCACCGCGAAUAGCGCGCCCCCAGAAAAGUCCCAGGGAAAAGGAAAAGGGAUGGAAAAUGUAGGGGUAAUGCGAGUACUAAUUCCAAGUGCAAGUGUCACCG